Molecule: messenger RNA, 1002 nt
Organism: Cadophora gregata
Lineage: Eukaryota; Fungi; Ascomycota; Leotiomycetes; Helotiales; Ploettnerulaceae
Exons: 3
Coding region: 1-1002 (333 amino acids)
Biological process (GO): alcohol metabolic process
Molecular function (GO): zinc ion binding; alcohol dehydrogenase (NADP+) activity
Source: RefSeq, a predicted model, not a curated record
AUGGUCAAAAUGGUCGAGUUCACGGUGUUUAAAGGCUCCAAGGAAGGAAAGAUCGUUCAGUCGAGUACAAAGAAGGACAUUAAACCGGAUGAGGUUUUGAUCAAAGUUACACAUUCUGGACUUUGCGGAACAGACGAGCAUUUCAAGCAUGUCGAUAUGGUGCUUGGACAUGAAGGUGCAGGCGUUGUUGAAGAAAUCGGAGCAGCAGUGAGAACGUAUACAAAGGGAGAUUCUGUUGGAUGGGGAUACCAGCACGAUUCCUGCAACCACUGCAAGCAGUGUCUUACCGGCCAUGAGACUUUGUGCCCAGAAAGAGCAAUGUAUGGAUAUCACGAUCAUGACCAGGGUUCAUUCGCAUACUACGCUAUCUGGAAGGCAGAUUACAUUUUUAAGAUUCCAGAUUCUAUUCCAAGGGAAUUCGCUGCACCACUUCAAUGCGGUGGUGCGACGGUAUACAACGCCCUACGCUCCUUCGGUACCAAGCCCACCGAUCGCGUGGGCAUAAUUGGAAUUGGUGGCCUCGGCCAUCUUGCUAUCCAAUUCGCGUCGAAGAUGGGAUGCCACGUUACCGUCUUCUCCAGCACCAACAGCAAGCGAGACGAGGCUAUGCAACUCGGCGCUAGCGAGUUUGUUGCGACUAAAGGUGUCAAAAAGCUCCAGGUCUCCGGAAAGAUCGAUCACCUUCUCAUCUGCAGCUCAUUCCAGCCAGACUGGAAGCAGUUCUUGCCUGUCAUGGCUCCGGGCGGCACUCUAUAUCCCCUGACUGUCUCGCAAGAUGACUUGACGAUCCCUUACAUGCCGAUUAUUGAGGGGGAAUUAAAGAUCCAAGGGAGUCUUGUUGCUGCCAGAGCAGUACAUAUCGAAAUGUUUGCUUUUGCUGCUCAACAUCAGAUAAGACCGGUUAUCGAGAUAUUUACUAUGGAUGUGGAGGGCAUAGAGGCGUGCAUGAAAAAGCUGGAUGAGGGCAAGAUGAGAUAUCGUGGAGUUUUGGUUGCGCCAUAG